This is a messenger RNA of Nakaseomyces glabratus, 1089 nucleotides long. It is a transcript of the gene POL32, whose product is annotated as DNA polymerase delta subunit POL32. NCBI's taxonomy places the organism in Eukaryota, Fungi, Ascomycota, Saccharomycetes, Saccharomycetales, Saccharomycetaceae. The record is from RefSeq and is a predicted model, not a curated record.
AUGGAUGAAGAAGUUAAGGAAUUUAUCAAUGAUCGGUUAUUCCAUCAAGCGAAGCCAGUGCUGUUUACAGAUCUGAUUAGCAAGUUUGGUAUAGGACCCGACGUUGCCAAGGGGAGCAUGUUCCAUUAUUACAAGACUGUCAGCGACAAUGCUAAGUUUCAUUGUGUAGUGGUGUGCUGUCUCAAGGACAACAGGAUCUUUAUCGUGCAGGACCUUGCUAAGAUUGGACAAUUAGAAGAGGACGUUAUUGACUGUUUUAUCUACGCUUUUAGUCCUACAAGCGAAGUGAUCCCAUAUAAUGAAGUGUAUAAGCAAUCUGAACAGACGCUGACAAUUAAGAACAGUUAUGAGCUAGUGCAUACAGAGACUAAUGGUAGCUCAGUGACGAAAGCACCUGUUGAUAAGCCCAUCAAGAGGGAGAACGGUCAGGCCAAAAAAGAACAAACACCUCCUGCUGCACCACAAAAGCCAAAGAAGGAUAUGGGUCUGCGGUCUACGGCGUUACUGGCAAGGAUGAGAAAAGAACGGGAGGACAAAGAGCAAGAGAGACAAGCUGAGUUGAAGAGAAGAAGAGAAGAAAAUGCGAAGCGUGAGUUAGACCGCGAUCCUAAAAAGGCCAAACAGAUGGACGAAUUAUCGAAAAUGUUUGAUAAUGAUGACGACGAUGACCUGAUGGAUAUAGAUGAUGAUGAGAACGACAACAAUGCCAUCAAGAUGGAGGAACACCAGGAUAAUAGACCAGCUACAGCUCCGACUACCGCAUCGCAUAUUAAUGAAAGUAAGAUGGAAGAUAUUCUGGACACUACUGCAGAAGAAUCACUACUGGAGAUAAAGAAGGACCAAAAGGACAGUGCACCCGAGAUGUCAUCCCAAGUGGAGCAAACAGAUGAGCCUGUUAAAAAGGAACAAGAACCGGAGACAUAUGUUGAUGAAGAUGGUUAUAUAGUGACCCGCCGUGCAGAUCCAAAGGAAAAGAAAGCUACACCACCGGUGAAGAAAACUACACCAGCGGUAAGGGCGAAGACCGAUCCUACACCAAAACCCAAGAGGAAGCAAGGAACCAUAGAAAGUUUCUUCAAAAGGAAGUAG